CACAUACCUCUUCACGAUAUUUUACAUCUAUCCAUGUAGGCAAACAAUGUGUUGCAGAACAGUAGAUGACACUGUGUUAAAAGGAUUUUUGCCUAAACAUCACCCUCUUGUCCAUGGGCUGUGUCCGUUCUCGUCUCUCUGCUGCUCUGGACAAUCAUUGGUGGGAGCAGGGGUGAUCUGCUCCAGGAGUGCCUAAAGGAUCCCGACUAUGAAGAAUAUAUGGAUAUUGUCAAGUAUGGAUUGCCAUCUUCUAAGAUGCUUAAUCCGAAGCACAUAGUGAUUGUUGGUGCUGGGAUGUCUGGACUCUCAGCAGCCAAAACUUUACAGGAUGCAGGACACAGAGUAACCAUACUGGAAGCCAGCAAUAGAGUUGGAGGUCGUAUUCUGACACACAGAGAUCCAGACGGCUGGUAUGCCGAGCUGGGACCCAUGCGUCUUCCAUCAUCUCACAGCAUUGUACGUGAAUAUAUUAAACAGAUGAGCCUGAAAUUGAACACUUUUAUUACAUCUGAUGAAGACACUUUCUAUUUGUUCAACAAUAUCAGACAUACAAACGGAGAGGCCAAAAUGACACCAAAUCUGUUUGGAUUUGAUCUAGAACCUGGAGAGAAAAGUCAAUCUGUUAAUGAUCUUUUUUAUGAAUCAGUUCACAAGGUCGUAAAAGAAACAAACAGAAAUUGCAAUGAAAUUUUAGGCAAAUUUGACAAAUCUUCCGGGCAAUCUUUCUUGGUGGAAGAAGGAAGUUUAAGUGCAGGAGCUAUUCAAAUGAUUGGACACUACAUGGCAUUAAACGGUGAUUGGCACACUUCAUUUUUGGAAUCAAUAUUUGAUGAAUCAGUCUUCAAUGCCAGCAGGAUGGAUGAGAUCACAGGAGGUUUUGACCAGUUACCCAUAGCUUUAUCACGUCAUGUUAGAAGUGCCAUCAGAUUUAAUUCUACUGUAGUUAAAAUUUUGAGGACAGAGAAAUCUGUGAUCGUCCAGUAUCGGAAAAAUAAGUCCUCUGCUCUCACCAUGAUAUCUGCAGACUAUGUCAUUAUCACGUCCACCGCCAAGGCCACUAGGCGUAUAGAGUUCAGUCCUCCACUGAGUAACGAGAAGUACAAUGCUCUGAGUUUCGCUCACUAUUCAGGUGCCACAAAGAUUUAUCUCAGCUGUACUGAGAGAUUCUGGGAGAAGGAUAGGAUAGUUGGUGGAAAAAGUUCUACUGAUCGACCAUCUCGUUACAUCUACUACCCAAGUCAUAACUUCACCAAUGGAAGAGGUCUCGUCCUGGCAUCAUACACCGACGAAGACGAUUCCAAUUUUUUUUUAUCCCUCAGUGAUGAAGAUUGUGUUGAUAUCAUCCUGGAAGACUUGUCCAUCAUCCACAGGAGACCAAAGGAGAUACUGAGAAAACUCUGCCCAAAGUAUGUGGUGAAGAAGUGGAGUCUGGAUCCAUAUUCCAUGGGAGCAUUUGCCUAUUUCACACCAUAUCAGUUUGGAGAUAUGUAUGAAUACUUAUCCACACCAGAAGGCAGAAUUUACUUUGCUGGGGAGCACACAUCACUUCCUCAUGGCUGGAUCGAAACCGCUUGUAAGAGUGGUUUGAAGGCAGCAAAAGAAAUUCAUAAGGAAGCCAACAUGUUCUUCCAUCACUGAGUUUUACUUUAUUUCUGAAGAAAAGCUAUGAAUGCCGUGUUGUAAAGUCUUCAAAAUAAUAUUUUUGGUUUUGUUCUAUCUUAGAAUUAAAUAAAAUUCAUAUAUUAAAUUAGCAUAUAGCAAAUAUAUACAGAGUUGGGUGAUGGAAGAGAAGUGUCCCAUUCAGACAGCCAUAAACAGUCCCAUUUUAGCAUCAAAAUGACAGCAGUAAGAUCCAAAUCCCUGUGGUUCAAGUAAACUGAACUUGGGUUCUUUGGUGAUCCAAGUUCAGUUAACUUUAACAACGUAGUGGGUCUUGCAACCAUAAUGAAGCUAAAAAAAACUGUUGCUUUAUGGCCAUCUGAAUAUUUCCUUACAGUAUUCUGCAUCAAAUUAGAACCUAGGUACACCAUACCAUUUUCUAUAUUUUUUGUUCAAUACUAUGUGCUGUUAUGUAUUUUGUAUGUAAAAAGUCAUUUUAUUCAGCAGGGGAGGUGCUGGUUGGCAAUAGCUGGCUGUAACAGGGUUAACCACCCUGUUUUACUCCUCCUGGUAGAGUGGGCUGGUCUGACUUCCUGCCAGGAGGGGGAAAUCCAGAGUAGUGAUUUAGUCUAGAAGAGGGCAAGGCAGAGAAGGGAUAUGUAAGGUUCUGUCCUGAUAGUGGGGGGAGGUGGGAAGUAGCUCACAGAGCAUCCACCCCUAUGAACCGUAUUGAGGGCCAGGAUCCAAAUUAUGUCUCUCCUGCCAGAAUGACAGCAGACUACAAUCUUAAGUAAAGCCUUGGGAUUCCAGACUGCAGAGUGAUCAAGGACACACUGCUGUAAGGUGAGGGAUAACUGCUCAGACACCAUCACCUAGCAGACAACAUCUAGGCCAGUAUCACCUAAGUGCAGAAUUGCAGCCAUCCAACCUGCCACCAUACUUCCUCAGCUGGUGUCAGAGAAAAAUUGCACUUAAAGCCUGCUGAUGCUGUAUGUAUUUCAAGUUCUACGCUGCACUUAGUAAAAAUGACUUUGUUUCGUUCAA
Molecule: messenger RNA, 2643 nt
Organism: Bufo bufo (common toad)
Lineage: Eukaryota; Metazoa; Chordata; Amphibia; Anura; Bufonidae
Product: L-amino-acid oxidase-like
Exons: 7
Coding region: 220-1638 (472 amino acids)
Biological process (GO): amino acid catabolic process
Molecular function (GO): polyamine oxidase activity; L-amino-acid oxidase activity
Source: RefSeq, a predicted model, not a curated record